ACGGCUCAAGCGCUUGCUCCGAGUAGAGCAAACAUGUGUAACCAACCGGGUCCGAGGGUGCGCAGCUAGAAGCCACCUCACGAGGUUAUUACCGUAGUGGCUUUGUAGCUGCUCGCUCGGUACUUCUACGGCCAGUAUUUGGUUAGCGUCCUAUCAGUUUCAACAUGCGAAGCAAGCAUCGCGAGGCAGCUCAGGACACCGCGGGAAGAGUCAACGAGUGAUUGUUUGGAAAGGGUUCUAUCUGUAAAAGUAAUUGUUUUUAUUUUUGAACUUUUUGUCUGGAAACAUGUGGCGGAAGCUAAGCUUUGUAUUGUUUAUACUCCUCUCGUGCAAUAUCCUAACACACGAGCAACAGCAUGGUGCCUCUAUCUCUGAGUCAAAUAUAAUCGAAUCAAAUAAUGCGAUUAAAGUACCGUUUGGAAGGUCUGUGUUUAUUGACCCGGUGAAGGAUCUGAAGAUUAGGGUCCGCGAUGGCGACCGGUGUACUGUCAAGGUCAUUCAAAACGACCCUCUCUCUCAAAGGCCAGGUAAACUGACCCCUACUCAUUUCCCUUGCCAGUUUGGCCUUCGGGAGGUGCAGUACUCUCACUUCGGAGCUCGCACGCCUCCCCAAGAUAGGGUAAAGUUACUUCUUCGUUAUGAUAUGGCCGAAGACACUAUAAUCGUGCCGUUUACUAUAAAUGUUCAAGUAUUGUUCGAGCAACUGGAAGUUGUUACUAGAAACAUGCCGAUUACAGUGGAAAAGUUGCUAGGAUUAAGCACACCCAUUGAUAACAAAGCACUUCAGUUUACCUACAACAACAACAUCCAGAAGUGUAAAGUGAUGACACUUGGAAAUGCUAAUGACUUGCCACGAUAUGGAGAGCUAGUAAAUAACACUAGCGCUGGGGUGCUGCAAGACUGUGAUAGUUUCUUAAAGGCUGAUAUUCGAUACAAACACACCUUUCCUUAUAAAUCGCCUAAUCAAGAUUACAUCCCAAUGAUAGUGGAAAUUACUGAUUCUAAUGGAAAGUUGCUUAAACAAGAAUACUUUCAAGUGACUGUGAGAAUAAAAGAUGGCCAGCCAAACAAUCCUCCACAGCCAAGUUUCAACUCUUUGUUGUUAUUGGACGUAAAUCAAUUCAUUAUGACGGCUAUCACCCCGCGAAUACUGUCAGCACAAGAUAUUGAGACUCCUUCAGAUAAACUCAUAUUUAACAUAACGUCUCCACUGGGUUAUGGAGAGGGUCAAAUAAUCAGUACUGAUGACCAGAAUGUUCCCAUUUCAUCUUUUUACCAAAAAGAUCUUGAUGAUUUAAAGAUAGCUUACAAACCUCCUGCAUCUGAUUCUGACAUUAGAAGAACUUUUGAAGUGGAGAUGGAAGUAGUGGACGCCGAGGGCUUGAAUUCAGAACCAUUUAGCUUAAUGAUCGUGGUUCAUCCCAAGAACACUUUAGCUCCUCUAGCUACACGAAACUCUGGUCUUAUGCUUUUUGAAGGCCAGUCUAGGAGGUUGCAGAGUUCUAAGAACUUGGAAAUAGCUGAUGAAAAUAACAUUCAUGAUGUCACCGUGUCUGUGGUGGACGGCUUGAGACAUGGUCAACUGUUGUUUAUGGGAAGCCCAGUGAAACAGUUUUCACCUGCUGACUUAGAUGCUGGUUUAGUAACAUACCAACAUGAUGGUAGUGAUACCUAUAGUGACAAUAUAAUCUUUAGACUAGAUGAUGGUGUAAAAGAUGUCGAAUUUCUUUUCCCUAUUACUAUUUACCCAGAAGAUGAUGAGCCACCUAUGCUAAAUAUUAACACAGGUCUAACUAUUAGCAAGGGAGAGGAAGUAGAAAUCACACCAUUCGUUUUAAGCGCCACUGAUGUUGAUAGUGAUGAUUUUACAAUAAAAUUUGAACUACAAAAGCCUUAUUCUUCUGAAGGAGAAAUAUUUAUGAAACAGUUUGAGCCGCCAGAUGACCCACAGAAUUGGGAUUUUGUGGACGGGAUCUACGAGAGACCCAUUACAACUUGGACAGAACUGAAUCUUUUAGAAGGAAGCAUAUUUUACAGACACAGUGGUGGCCACAAAACUGAACCCGUAAUGGAUUACAUUAAGUUUCGUGUUUCUGAUGAUAACGUUCCUCCAAACGAAUCUGAUGAUAAGGAAUUUGUAAUAAAAAUCAUGCCCAUUGAUAACAUCCCUCCUAAGCUCUAUCCAGGAACCCCUCUUGAAAUGAUUGUGGAUGAAUUUGAGCUCACUGACAUCACAAAGAAGCAUCUUCGCUUCACGGAUGUUGAUACUAAAGAUAGAAAUCUGAAGUAUAUGAUCACACGUAAGCCAUAUGAUACUGACUCAAAUAAUCCAUUGGAUCCAGGAAAAAUAGUUUUAUCUGAAAAGCCUGAUCAAGAAGUCACUAACUUCACUCAAGCUCAAAUUAAUCAUCAUAAGAUAGCUUAUAAACCUCCAUCAGUUGAGCUAGGUAUCAUUCCAAGGAUCUUACAGUUUGAGUUUCAAGUGGAAGAUUCGGUAGGAAAUAUUCUUCCUGGACAAACAUUCAUUAUCCGAUUGCGACCUGUGGACAACAAGCCUCCAACUAUCCACAAUAAAGGAUUGGAAGUCUUUGAAAACGGUUUUGUAACACUUAGUCCUGAUGUUUUAGAUGCUAAAGAUGUCGACACAGACUCUAACUCGAUUCAGUUUACUGUCAAACAAACUCCUAGUUAUGGUAUCUUGAAUUAUGGAGCUAUAAAUCUUAAAGAAGGGAGCACAUUCACAAAGAAUGAUAUUGCUAAUGGACUGGUGAGCUACAUAAAUAGUGGAGCCGAGAAGGAAAAUGAUAAAAUUGAACUUGAAACUUCAGAUGGCAUACAUAAAGUACCAGUAACUAUUAACAUCCAAAUUCGUCCUAUUGAUGACGAAGCCCCAGCGCUUCAAAUUUCUCCAGGUACAAUCGGUACAUCUCUAGAUGUGAAGGAAAAUGGAAGUUCACUCAUCACCACAAAAAUUAUUAAAGCUUCUGACCCAGACACUGAUGACUUGAAAAUCACUUUCCUUAUUGACUACCCUCCAAGACAGGGCAGAAUUGAACUGAAUGGAGCCAACACUGACAGAUUUACCCAGGAAGAUAUAGAGGGUAAAAGAGUAUAUUAUGUGCAUAAUGGAGCUGAGAUUGGAGAAAACAGUACUACAGAUACCUUUAAUUUGUCUAUCUCUGACAUGUCCAAUGACUUAUUACUCGGAGGAAAUAAAAUUGAGUACAUCCAUGUCAACGUUAAUGUUGAACCAGUGGAUAGUGUAGCUCCUGUUGUAAAUGUAGGAUCGAAAUUGGUUGUCCCUGAAGCCAACAAAUCUUCUGUGACGUUAUUUCAUAUAAAUGCUACUGAUAUAGAUACAAAAGAUAAUGAUAUAGUGUGUACUAUUCUAGUGCAACCGCUGCAUGGAUAUGUAGAAAAUAUAUCCCCUGGUCCAGGUUCAGAGAAAUCCAGGGCUGGAAUACCAGUGACUGCUUUCAAAAUUUCUGACAUAAAAAAUGGCUAUAUAAAUUAUGUUCAGAGUGUCCAUAAGGGAGUGGAACCUACCGAUGAUCGACUUACUAUUAGCUGUUCGGAUGGAAUAAAUUUUUCUCCACAAUCUGUUCUUCCUAUUCAAAUUGAUCCAACCAAUGAUGAAAUUCCUCAGAUAUUUAUGAGAGAGUUCGUCGUUGAAGAAGGUAUGAAACUUAGUAUUGACUUGCCCAUACUCAAUGCAGACGAUUUGGAUGUCCCAAAGGAUACCUUAACUUUCAGAUUAAAGAACAAACCUAAGCAUGGCAAAAUUGUGAUCCAGUUGGCAACUGGAGAUAAAGAAAUUGAUGAUUUUACCCUAGAUCAGAUAUCCAAAGGAUCGAACAUUAUGUAUGAGCAUGAUGACUCUGAAACAAAAGAAGAUGAAUUCGAGUUGGAAAUAACUGAUGGGAUACACAAUGCUAGCAAGAAGAUUGUUGUUAUGGUUUACCCUGUUGACGAUGAAACUCCUCGCUUAGCAAUCAACGAUGGAUUGGAAGUAGGCAGAGGUGAAGUAAAACUAAUUACAAACAGAGUACUGAAAGCGGAAGACAUAGACACUGACGACAGCACUAUAAUGUUUGUCAUUAGACAACCUCCUAAACAUGGAGACCUUGUAUACUUGCAUUCCAUUUCUCGAUUACCUUUAUUCAACCUAACCAAAGGCACUAAUUUUACACAAGGAGAUAUUGAUGAAGAAUUGAUUAUGUACAUUCACACAGGAAGGGAAGGUGUAAGAGACCUGAUUAAGUUUGAUGUUACUGAUGGCCACAACACUUAUGUUGACAGGUAUUUUUGGAUUUCUGUGGAAGGUAUCGAUCUAGUGUACCCUGAUGUUAUUAAUAAAGGCGUGGAACUUUUGGAAGGAGGGAAGGUUACAUUGACAACAGAUGUUAUUAGCACCAGUGACCUCAACAGCGAAGAUGAACAGUUAAGGUUCACCAUAACCAGGGCCCCUACCAAAGGGCAUCUAGAAUCUACAGACAAUCCUGGUAGUCCAGUAACGUCAUUCACUCAAGUAGAUCUUGCCGGCAACAAGAUCUACUACGUGCACACCGAUGAUGAUGAGAUAAAAAUGGACAGUUUCGAGUUUGAGGUUACAGAUGGUUACAAUUCUGUAUUUCGAACAUUCAGAAUCUCUAUCAGUGACGUGGACAACAAGAAGCCAAUUGUGUUUUUCAAUAAGCUUCGAAUCCCUGAGGGUGGGAAGGGACUUAUUACUCCUUUUGAAUUGAAAAUAGAAGACAAAGACACGGAUGAUAAUAAGUUGAAAAUCACUAUAACCCAGGUCCCUGUACAUGGUAAAAUCUUAUACAAUAAUCUUCAUCCUAUUAAGAUUUUUACCAUGGAGGACCUUCGAGAAAACAGAAUAAGUUACCAUCACGAUGGGAGCGAAAGUACCGAGGACAACUUUUCGCUCACCAUAACAGAUGGAACUCAUAUGGAUUUUUAUGUGUAUCCAGAUUACACGAAAGAAACUCGCAGACCCCAGACAGUAGAAAUAGAAAUCGUGCCUGUCGAUAACAGAAUACCUCAAAUUGUAGUAAAUAGAGGUGCUUCAUUCAUCGGACCACUGGACCAUGGUCAGCUCGGGUUCCGUUUUACGAACAAAGUUCUUCGAGCAGAAGAUUUAGAUAGUCAGGAUGUUAUUAUAGAUUAUAUCAUUACUAAAGAACCAGAGCAUGGAGCCAUCAUCAACAAGGCUUUGGGAAACGAAAGUAUUACUAACUUCACCCAAGGCGACAUUAAUCGAAUGAACAUUUACUACAUCCUGGACAGCAUGGUGAACGCUACUAGCGACUUCUUUCACUUCAAGGUUGUUGACGAAGGAUCAAACGAACUACUGGAUCAGGAUUUUCGAUUACAUUGGGCUUGGAUAUCCCUGGAAUACGACACUUACAAGAUCAAUGAAACGGAGAAAUACUUGAAAAUUAAACUAUUUCGAAGAGGAUAUUUAGGCGAAACGUCAUUUGUAGGUAUCAAAACAAAGAACAUUACAGCCAAGCAAGGGGAGGAUUUUGCUAAACAUUAUGCCAAACAAGUCCAGUUCAGUCCUGGACAAACGGAAGCUCACUGGAGGCUUCGAAUCAUAAAUGACAACCUGUUUGAAAGCGACGAAGAAUUCGAGAUUGUAUUGGAGGAGCCCGUGAUGGCUGCCAUUGAGUACCCUGAUAAGGCUGUAAUCAUCAUUGUGGACAGCGAAGAUGUGUCGACAGUAGAAUUUCCUGAACAGGAAUACGUGGUAAGGGAAGAUGUCGGAGAAGUCUUAGUCCCCGUGCAGAGAAAGGGUGAUCUUAGCAAGGAAAUGAUGGUGAUCUGCUCUGCAGAAGCAGGUUCCGCGACAGGAACGAUUCCGACGUCUAUUCGAUCGUUCUCAGACUUCAUCAGCCGUCCUGAGAGCCACAAAAGUCUGAUCAGAUUUAACCAGGGAGAAGAACAGAAGUUCUGCCGCUUGGUAAUCAUAGAUGACUCUCUCUACGAGGAUGACGAGUCUUUCAAAAUCAGAUUGUCCCAGCCAAUGGGUGGCAGAGUGGGGACACAGAAUGAAACAAAAAUCAUCAUUUCUUCCGACAAAAACGAUGUUCCAUUUUUCUACUUUGGUGAGUCUGAAUAUUACGUGGACGAAAGUGAUGGUCACGUUGAGGUAAUGGUAUGGAGAACUGGAACGGACUUGAGCAAACCAGCCAGUGUCACAGUUCGCUCAAAACCUUCCGACCCGCCAUCUGCAGAAGCUGGUAACGAUUAUGUGGGAAUCGGUAAAACCUUGAAUUUCCAACCUGGCGUUACCCGGGCAACCUUCAGAGUCACCAUUUUAGAUGAUUUAGGCCAGCCAGUCUUGGAAGGUCCAGAAACUUUUGAGCUAGUUAUGCGCAUGCCCAUGAAUGCCGAACUGGGAAAUCCCAGUCAAGCCGUAGUCACUAUUAAUGAUUCUUUAUCUGACUUGCCUAUGAUGCAGUUCAGGGAAUCGGAAUAUAUGGCCUUCGAGAAUGAUGGGAAGAUUUCGGCAUAUAUUGUCCGGAGUGGGGACCAAGGACACGAGUCCACUGUUCGUUGCUAUACUCGUCAGGACACAGCCAAGGUCACCGAAGAUUAUGUAGAAAGGCCCAACACUGACGAUUCACUCGUUGUUUUUGAACCAGGUGAGAUGGAAAAGCCUUGCACGGUAAUCUUGGUUAACGAUACUAUCCACGAACCAGAUGAAAUAUUUCGAUUGUGGCUCGGAACUCCUGCUAGCGAUACGGCAGGCGGCGCUUUAGUAGGAUCGAGAAAUGUGACGAAACUCACAAUAAAAGAUGAUGGAGACAAGCCGGUAAUAAAAUUUGAAAAGAACAGAUUCAACGUGAAAGAACCUAGAAAUCCCGAUGACGUCACAAUAGUAGAAAUACCGGUGGUUCGAAGGGGUGACCUAAGUGAAACAUCUCACGUGCGGGUUCACACGAAAGAUGGGUCAGCAAAAUCUGGAAAAGACUAUAUACCGUUUUCUAAGGAACUGGAGUUCGGACAGAAUGUGAGCAGAAUAAUUGUAGAAAUCCAGAUCCUUUACGAUGAGGAGAAGGAACAUCGUGAAGCCUUAACCCUUCAUCUUCGUCCAGACAGGGAUAUGAUUGCAGAUAUAGAGGAUACGAAAGUGAUUAUUUACAUCCAAGAACUUAACAUUGUUGCUGAUGUCACUUUCCCGUCACAACCAAUAGUUGUUUCACUGAAAGAUUAUGAUGCUGCUGCCAAUGCCCAAUCUCAUAUAAUCCCAGGAUAUCCGGUAGUGUGCAUAACA
Molecule: messenger RNA, 7282 nt
Organism: Limulus polyphemus (Atlantic horseshoe crab)
Lineage: Eukaryota; Metazoa; Arthropoda; Merostomata; Xiphosura; Limulidae
Product: extracellular matrix protein 3-like
Exons: 13
Biological process (GO): homophilic cell-cell adhesion; cell communication
Cellular component (GO): membrane
Molecular function (GO): calcium ion binding
Source: RefSeq, a predicted model, not a curated record